Messenger RNA from Panicum hallii, 1093 nucleotides. RefSeq lists its product as uncharacterized. Gene Ontology annotation, cellular component: ESCRT I complex. Gene Ontology annotation, molecular function: ubiquitin binding. Lineage: Eukaryota; Viridiplantae; Streptophyta; Magnoliopsida; Poales; Poaceae. The record is from RefSeq and is a predicted model, not a curated record. Gene Ontology annotation, biological process: ubiquitin-dependent protein catabolic process via the multivesicular body sorting pathway. Bases 161 to 853 code for a protein of 230 amino acids. The transcript has 5 exons.
GCUCCGCGUCUGCGUCCUCUCCUAGUCUCCUCCUCUCCGAGACUCCCGAGUUUUCCACCCGAACCGCGUGAUCCGACCUCGCUCUCGCCGGAGCGCUCCCACUCCCACGCCUGCUCCAGCGACCGGUCCCGCCCCCCGCCUCCCGCGCCACGCAGCGGAGAUGGAGUACGACUACCGGGGCCGGCCGGGCUCGGGAUCCUACGGCGCCGCGCCCGGCGGCGGCGGCGGCGGCCCGUCGCUCUACCCGCACGUCGGCCAGCCCUCCCACGGUGGGGGUGGGUCCGGGACCGCCUCGCCGCGGGCCGCGCCCUACCACCACGGGCCCGGGGGCGGCUCCGGGUCCUCGGCCCCCAUCGUGACGCCGCUCGCUCCAACCUCCACCUCCUCCUCGAAAGUGGGCAUACACGUCGCGAUAAAGCCUGAAUUCCGCAUUACCCCUCCUCCUCAAUUGCCACCACAGAUGGUAGAAAUUCCUCGUAGCACCUUCAACUUUGAUUUUGAUUAUGAGAGAAGGAUUCUUGCUGAGGCAGAGAAGGAGAACCCCAACUGGAGUAAGUUUGUGGUAGAAAGACAGGCACCACCGCCUGUGCCACAGCAGCAGGCUAGACCAGCAUCUUCAGGGUCAGGGGAUCCAGUUGUGGACAAGUAUGUCGCCAUGGGGCUUGGGCGUGAAGCUGUCUCAUUUGCCGUGUUGAAUUAUGGAGAUAAUCCAGCAAAGGUGAAGGAGUUCGUGAAAUCGUACAACAUCCUCCACGAGAUGGGCUUCACAUCGCCAAACGUGCCCGAGCUGCUGGCGAUCCAUGACAACGACCCCGACAAAGUCAUCCAGCGCCUGCUCUCGUCGCCGUCCUGAUCCUGGAGCAAGACGCCUCGCGUACUCGUAUAUGUAUACCACAUCCAUGUACAGCCCUGCCCUACGCUGGCAACCGUCAGACUAUGCAAUGUCGCAUGUUUACGCAGUUAUGUGUGUCUUCCACUUCAAUCUACGUGCUACCUGCGCUGGUUUUGUGAACCUAGUACCAUGGUUCGUAUAUUGUAUCCAGAUCAGUCAUUGUUUUUUUUCCUUUUUUUUCUUUUUGCGCCACCUGUUUCA